Messenger RNA from Paramormyrops kingsleyae, 2345 nucleotides. RefSeq lists its product as uncharacterized. Gene Ontology annotation, cellular component: external side of plasma membrane. Lineage: Eukaryota; Metazoa; Chordata; Actinopteri; Osteoglossiformes; Mormyridae. The record is from RefSeq and is a predicted model, not a curated record. Gene Ontology annotation, biological process: positive regulation of T cell proliferation; T cell costimulation; cell surface receptor signaling pathway.
GUAAAUGUGUGUGCAAAGUUGUGUCGAAUUGAAAAUCUCACGCCAGCCAUGUAACCAAAACUAGCAAACUUGCGUUAAUCCCGCACAGGACAUGUAAACCGUUCUGGCGAGGGAAAACUCAUACUGUUACUCAAAAUUUAUAAAACGCUCAAGGAUUUCUACAUAAUCUCUUAUUACUAAGAAUUUUCCAAACGGUCUUUGGGGCGAAUGCAUAUUUUAGAUUUGGUAUAUCGGUAUACUGAGAUUUGCAUACUGGCGCAGAGACUUCUAGGAAAUCAAUUAUGCCGGCUGAUUAAGGCUGGCAUCUGGCUCCUGAUGAGCAGGGAGACUUUUGGAUGACGGGAUGGCAGAAGUGCAUUAAAGCCCCACAUUUUGCGAGUCAAUGUAUUAGGGAGGUAAUUAAGCGAACACAAGGAAACAAGUCCAUCUUAGAAUGUCCCACUCUUGACACUGGAGGGUACCUAUAGCGACCGAAGUUGGACUGCAAGGACGCGCAGAUUCUAUCACAGCUGAGAUCAACCCGGAGACCCAAUCAUGGCCACAGCAGUCAAACUCUUUGCUGUUUUGGUGUAUUUCAGCUGUACCUUGAGGACUAUGCCCUCUAAUGGAUCUGUAAGUUUAAACUGCCUUCCAGAGAAUCGCGGACUGCAUGGCAUGGACUCUGUGAUUCAGUGUUGGGUGAAAUCUGGCUACCCGAACGUGAGAAUCGUGGCGGUGGUGUGGAGGAGGCUGGGACCGUCCCCCCCCCUGCUUUCCUUCAUCGGGGGCGUGCUGAAGCAGAGCCCCCGUUUCCAACUGGCCGAGCCUGGCUGGGAUGAGAGCCGUGCCGUGGUAUCCCUGCUGGUGAGGGCCACCCGUGUGGCCGAUGAAGGGCUUUACCAUUGUUUGGUGCUGACGGACCAUGGGUACGCUGAGAAAACGGCACGCCUGCGAGUCACAGCCAGGUACACUGGGCUAAUCAUGUCCUCCGUCCCAGAGAGUAACAUUCAAGACAAGACGGCAGUGGACAUGUUCUGCAGUGCCCAGGGCGGUUAUCCAAUGGGCGCCAUUCGGUGGUUCGACCAGUAUGGCACAGAUUGGUCCCGCAGCGCUGAGACUGUGGCGAGGGGAACCGCAGAUGGGCGCUUCAACAUUGUCAGCAAGCUUGCCGUGAGGAGAGCGUCCUCCGCCUCCCCCAGGUACCGGUGCUGUCUGCUCAACGGAGCUGGGGACAAGGAGGCCGAGGCUGGACUUCGUCUGAGCUUUGCUCUUCCAGGUCAAGAAAAGGUGGCGGCAGCAGGAAGGAGCCACAAAGCCGUCACAGCGAGCGUCAUCGUUCUGGGGUCACUGGUCUGUGGCUCUCUGGUCCUCGUUCUCCUUCAGAGGUGUGAGGGCUGCACUGCAGCUCAGCGGCACUUUGAUGAAGAACCUGUCAGGGUGACGGAUGGCUGGCCGCAGGGCGUCAGUCGCCGGCCGAACAGCGUUACCUGCCUACUGCUGUUUGCCUUCCCACCUAACGCGAUGGUCGCCUCUCGGGAGUCUCUCAUUUUACUCGUAUUUUCUUCCCUAACUCUGUCUAGUAAAGCGCAAAGGAAGUUUUUGUACCUGAGGCCUGGAGAUGGGUUUUCCAUCAAUUGCUCGGACAGUGAUCGGGACAUUCAAUCAGUAAAUCUGUAUAGAGAGGACGACCUUUUGUUCUCCUACGAUGGGUCUUCUGAUCCUAUGCGUGAAACGCGGGAAGCCAGCAGAGUGAGAAUCUCGGGGACCCUGCAGAGCCUCCGCUUCACGCUGACCGAAAUAAACGACUUCCACUCUGGAAUUUACUACUGCAAAUACACAUCCGCGAGCGGCGCUUCAAACGGCAAUGCCACGCUAGUUGCGGUCAGCGGUGAAAAUUGCAGCCCAGCCCAUUCAAGUGUUUCAGCUGCUGGUGACCAAGGAAUUUUCCUCAUCCUUACCACUGUGUUCUCAGUGCUGUCGGUCUUCAUAUAUAUAGUCCUACUCAUCAUCUGGCUCAUUCCUAAGGUAAAGAAGUUCCGCGAGAGAAAGGCGCCGGGCAGAUGUUCCGACAGCGUUUAUGAAGUGAUGCAGAUGCACGUGAGACGUGCUGAAGCUUCGAAACGCUAGUAGGCAAAACUGUAGGUGGCAGAUUAUACAGCUGCAAUAUGCAGCAGCAAUAAUGCUGACAACAGAAAGUUUAAAGCUAAGUACUAGUUAGGAACAUCUGAUGCAUUACCUGUUAUAUUACCGUAUUACAGAACAAUCAUUCUGGGACAAGCCAUAUCUUGUUUUUCAUCCCAUUUUCUACAUUAAUAUGUACAUUUUAAUAGAAAUAAUAUUUAAAAUAAUAAAAACGUAAAAGAUUA